AUGGCUGAGCUGGAACCUCAGCAAGCGCGCCGACUUUCGGCUGAUAACCAAACCAUUUCCAAGGCUGAGAUCCCACUGAAGGAACGGUUCUUCCGUUACUUCCAACAUGAAAUUACCGCCCUCCAGCAGCAGAUGGAUCGGCUUGCCGAUACAUCGCUCGUAGCUGGUGAGCGAGCCGAUGCUACUGAUCACUGCCUUGCCGGGAUUGUGCGGCUAUCCAAUGAAGUCAGGGAUUCAGCCAGCUACAUCCCUACUUAUGACCAGAGAGUCUAUGCCGAGGCGAUCAAGGCCUUACAGGAGAAAUUGAACGAAACUAGAGCAGCAUUCGAGCCCCGAGCCAAGUUCAGUUUCAAGACCAAGAAGAACGCCUCGGCAAUCUCUCUGUCCGAUGCUGCUACACUUGCUGCCGAAGGUCGUCGCAGCAUUCCUGGCUACCAUUCGCCUGGUGCAUCGUCAGUCGGCUCUUCAGCCAAUAAUACCCCGAACUACCCCUCAACCCCUUUGAACGAACCGGAUAAACAGCAUCAAGAGAGGCCGGAGAUUGCACCGACUUCCUUCCCGGCCACUUCAGAUGGGGAUACGGAGUCAAAAGCGCCAUCGCAGGCAAAGACAUCACACUCUUUCGCAGCCCAUGGAAUUUCCAACGUUUCCGUUGACAACCACUACGGUCUUCACAUUAUGCUGCCUGCUUCCGGAUCUACUUCUACCGUCCCCGCCUCCAUCACCGCUCUACGGCACUGCAUUGUGGACAUGUCCAUUCCGACUGCAGAUGGCAAGCCCUAUGCUAGUCUGACGGUGAAAAAUAUCGAGGAAAGCUUGUUGAUCUGCGGGCAAGUCAAUGGACCGGCACAUAUCACGGGCAUGGAUCAUAGCGUCAUUGUCGUCUCGUGCCGACAGCUCCGCAUGCACAACUGCAAAGACGUGGAUGUCUACCUCAGCUGCUCGAGUAAUCCAAUCAUCGAGGAUUGCUCUAAUAUCCGAUUCACUCGGAUACCAAAAGCUUAUGCAUUGGACCAUGAUCGCCUUGAUCACGAAGAUCGGUGGAGCCAAGUGGAGGAUUUCAAAUGGAUCAAACCGGAGCCCAGCCCCAAUUGGAGUCUCCUGGAUGCGAGCGAUGCUGUGCCCGAGGAAGUCUGGGCGGAAAUUGUUCCCGGCGGGCCGGGUUGGUCUCUGGAGGAUAUUCUGCAUGCUAUCAAGCUGGUGAAAGCAUGA
Molecule: messenger RNA, 1212 nt
Organism: Penicillium subrubescens
Lineage: Eukaryota; Fungi; Ascomycota; Eurotiomycetes; Eurotiales; Aspergillaceae
Product: putative tubulin-specific chaperone c
Exons: 4
Coding region: 1-1212 (403 amino acids)
Biological process (GO): post-chaperonin tubulin folding pathway; tubulin complex assembly
Cellular component (GO): cytoplasm
Molecular function (GO): tubulin binding
Source: RefSeq, a predicted model, not a curated record